AUGCCACCAAAGCGGCGAGGAUUUUCUUCAUCAGAAGAAGAGGAAGACGAGGAUUUGGCUCCACGACGAGGAAAAGACAAGAAAACCACCGGAGGAGCCAAAGCAAGAGAAAAAAGAGAAGUCUCCGUUCGAAAUUCUCCAAAGAAGCGCCGAAGUGAAGCAUCGGCGCUUACAGCAGAUCCAUUAUUGGAAGGAACCGGAAAGGCCAACGAUUUAUCGGACGAUGAAGAAGAAAUGGAUUGGGCGAAUCUCAAUGAAGAGGAGCUUCUUAAUUUGCAAGUUCCACCCUUAGCCGAACCAUGCAUGUCGGCCGACGGAUCUGGUUCACGAUUGAUGAUCAAGGAAAUUGUUACCGAAAACUUCAAAUCUUAUUACGGACGACAUACAAUUGGACCUUUUCAUACGAAUUACACUGCUAUCAUCGGGCCAAAUGGAAGUGGCAAAAGCAAUGUCAUCGAUUCGUUGCUUUUUGUUUUUGGGUUUAAAGCCUCCAAGAUUCGUUCUAAAAAGCUCUCGGUGCUUAUUCACAAUUCGGCUGGACACGACAAUCUUCAAAGCUGCACAGUUGAAGUUCAUUUCCAAAAGAUCGUUGAAGAGUCAAAGGACAAGUACGCGUUAGUCCCACAAAGCCAAUUUGCCAUUUCACGAACAGCUUUUCGGGAUAACUCUAGCAAGUACUUCAUCACUUCACACGAUGGUCAUCGAAAGACUGUAACCUUUAAAGAAGUCGCUGACAAGUUAAAAGAAGUCGGGAUCGAUCUAAAGCACAAUCGAUUUUUGAUCUUACAAGGCGAAGUUGAACAAAUUGCGAUGAUGAAGCCGAAAGCUGAUGAGAAAGGCAACGAAGGAAUGUUAGAAUAUCUUGAAGAUAUCAUUGGCACAUCGCGCUUCAAAGGCCCUCUUCAAUUACUUGAGAAAAAAAUCGAGCAAAUCAAUGAGAAACUGACUUCACAAUCUCGACAAUUGAGUCUGGCCACGAAAGAAAAGGAAAGAUUGGAAGGACCCGUGAAGGAGAUGAUCGAAAUCAUGAAACUUGAGAACAAGAUUGCUCUCUACACCGAUCAACUGGCUCUUAAACAUCGUCUUGCGUGCACUCGAGAACUGAAGAAACUCGAAGAAGAAGAUUUUGUUGACGUGAAAAAUGCGCGCGACGACGUUGAAGCAGAACGCAAGCGGGUUACCGAACAACAAAAAGAAAAGAAGGAGCAAACGAAGGACUUGGAAAAAGAGCAUACCAAGCUGCAAGCGACUUCUGAUCAAUUGGCCACGGACAUCAAUAACCUGGAUCAGCGUGACUUGAAACGCAAGAACGACAUCAAGCGACUUCGAUCGGAUGUACAAAAGACGAAAGAGUUGUUGGACAAGGAGAACAAACGAAUCGAAGAGAUUGAGGGCAUUCCAGAAAAGUCGGGAAAGAAGAUUGAGCAACAGCGCGAAAUUAUCAAAGAAAUGCAUGAGCAGGAGAAAAGUGCCCAAGAAAGACUCGACGAGAAUCAGAAAGAAUACGCGGAGCGGACGGUCGAUGAUAGGGAGGAAAAAGGAAAGCUCGAAGAAGCUUUUGGAGAAGCAAAUCAAAAAGCGUUGGACUUGCGCGGAGAGGUUGAACAACUCCAGGUCGAGCUGAAAGGAAUGACAGAACGUGCGGCAAAAAGUACAAAGCAGUUUGAAAGUGCUCGCGCUCAAUAUGAUGAAUUGGAGAGAAAGUUGGAUGAAAAGAAAGGUGAAUUGACCGCUGCCGACGUAGAGUUUCCUGAUAUUGAAAGAGAUUUGAAGGAGAAACGGGAACGAGCUGCUGAGCUCAGAAAGCAAGAGGAAAACAUGGCUCGCCAGCUGAGUGACCUUCGUGGGAAAAUCAUGGACGAACAACGUAAAGUGAAUGAGGUGGCUGGUGGAUCAAAGCUGCAACAAAGUUUGAUGGCGGCAAAACGUAGUGGCAAAAUUCCAGGAAUCAUUGGACGUCUGGGUGAUCUCGGAGGAAUAGACGAGAAAUAUGAUAUUGCUGCCUCGACUUCUUCUGGUGCGUUCGAUUCGAUUCUAGUCGAAGAUGUUGAAUCGUCACAAAAGUGCUUUGAACUUUGUCGUAGGGAGAACCUCGGAGUAAUCAAUGUUAUCAUCUUGGAAAAAAUUCAAAACCUUCAUGGAAUGAUGAACAAUAUGCGCCAGACUCCUGAAAAUCUGCCCCGCGUGUUUGAUCUUCUCAAAAUCUCAGAUGACCGAAUUCGUGUUGCAUUUUAUUGGGCUGUAAGAGAUACACUUGUUGCGAAUGACAGCGAACAAGCUCAACGAGUUGCAUUUGGACGCCAGCGCCAUCGUGUUGUCUCGCUGCAAGGUGCCCUCUUCGAACCAUCUGGAACGAUGUCAGGAGGUGGUCAGCCAAUGAAGGGAAAGCUUGGCAAAAAUGUGAAAGUUGACACGUCUCGAGACAGCGAAAAAAUGCUUACCGAGUGGAGAGACGAGUUACACAGCUUAGAGCAACGAUAUCAAUUGGUUAAAGAUCAAAUUCGUUUGGAAGAAACAGAGGUUCAAAAUUUGAUCGACCGUGGCAAAAAGCUGCAAGACGUGAUCAGAAAGCUCAAGAGUGAGAUCCGGAAUUAUGAAACUUCUUUGGAGAUGCAAAAAAAGAAUUUGAAAAGCUUUGAGCGUCAAAUGAAUGACCAGAAAGCUUCCAUCGACACGAAGAAAGUUGCAGAAACUGAGGACCGCAUACUCAAAUUCACAGAGGAGCACAAAGAAGCACAAAAGUUUGCCGACGAAGCAAAGGCUAGAGUCGCCAAAGUCGAUGAACGACUGCAAGUUGUUAGACGAGAACUUCUCACACUCUUCGAAGAUGAAAUCUCUGAAGCAAAGAAGAAACGCCAAGCUGCUGAGAAGACGCUCACAAAAGAACAAGCUGCUAUCAACACUGCUGAUCAUAACAUGAAGAAGGCGCUCACACGCAAGAAGGAGAUUGAAGGUGAUCUUGAAGGUCUUUGUGAACAGCUCGAGGGCAAAGAAAAAGAAACGUCGGACACCUCGGAAGAACUUGCUGAGUUGAAAGAGAAUAAGGCAAAGAUGGAGGCCCGCUUGAAAGAGAUUGAUGCCACUUUGAAAGAGAUUCGAGUUGGCAAUCAAGAACUUGAUAAAGAAGAGAAUGAACUAGAGAAGAAGAUGAAAGAAGUUACUGCCGCUAUCACCCAAGUCAAAGAAAGAAUGAGUCACUUCAAGAAGCAGAUCAGGCAACGAGAUGAACAGCGUGGGAAACUUCCGACUCAUGAUAUCACUUCUUUGUCUAUCGAUCGUUCCAAGAUGGAUGUUGGUGAAGAGGAAGCCGAAGCCAAAAGAAGACUUUUGUACGACAUUGACGAUGAUGAAAGGAUUGUUCAAAAGGAAGGAGGUGCUCGUGUGCCCGAAUUGCCUGGAGAGACUGAAGAGGAGUAUCUUCUUCGUGUUGCAGAACUUGAAGGGCUAAAAGAUGAGCGACGACGUCAAGUGCAAAAGGCCUGCGAAAAACAACGAUCAGAAUUGUUCGAUGAACUGGAAGCAAGAGAAGCUGAAAUACGCACCCGCUUCAACGAGGAAAGCAAUUCUCCCCUAAUGACUGGAAAGCUUCCCGAGUACACUGAAGAAGAGAUUGAUGAAUUCAACGAGGAAGAACUCAAUUUCAAACUGAAGACCGUCGAGCAAAAGGCACAUGGAGGCAAAUCAAAGCUAAAUCUUCGAAUGGUUGAUGAAUACAAAGAAAAGGUGAUUCGUUAUGAGGAGGAACUCCAGAGACUGGAUGCGAUUCGUGCGCUACGCAACCGUCACGAAACCAAGUUUGUUGAAUUGACGGCCGAUCGACUCACUGAGUUCACAAAGAGCUUCCAAAAGAUCAAGGAGUACGUGAAGCAGAUGUAUCAAAUGCUGACAAUUGGAGGAAAUGCUCAAAUUGAAGUAAAGGAUGUGAUUAGACCAUUCGAGCAUGGAGUUCAAUAUUUGGUGAGGCCUCCUAAGAAAUCAUGGAAAAGGAUCCAGAAUCUGUCUGGUGGAGAAAAAACGCUGUCAUCACUGGCUCUCGUGUUUGCUCUUCACAAAUUCAGACCUACUCCUCUCUACGUAAUGGAUGAGAUCGAUGCCGCUCUUGACUUCAGAAACGUCUCUAUCAUUGGGCACUAUGUGAAAGAACAAACCAAGAAUGCCCAGUUUAUCAUCAUUUCCCUUCGAUCGAACAUGUUUGAGAAGAGUGAUCGUUUGGUUGGCGUUUGCAAGGUACGUGACUGCUCACGGAACAUUGUUGUUGAGCCAGCCGCUGUGAUGGCAAAGGUUGAACCACUUCAGAAAGCGAUUUGCCAUCUCACAAAUGUGAGGCUCGACUUCGACAACAACCCCAAUCCGGCAGCAAAGGAGCCACGGUCACCUUUGUCGAAAAGACCGAAGCUUCAAACU
Messenger RNA from Mesorhabditis belari, 4404 nucleotides. The record is from the annotation of a GenBank genome assembly. NCBI's taxonomy places the organism in Eukaryota, Metazoa, Nematoda, Chromadorea, Rhabditida, Rhabditidae.